This is a messenger RNA of Sorghum bicolor (sorghum), 1116 nucleotides long. RefSeq lists its product as uncharacterized. The transcript has a single exon. Lineage: Eukaryota; Viridiplantae; Streptophyta; Magnoliopsida; Poales; Poaceae. Gene Ontology annotation, cellular component: nucleus. Bases 1 to 1116 code for a protein of 371 amino acids. The record is from RefSeq and is a predicted model, not a curated record.
AUGGCAGUCGCCGCCGCCGACGUCCUCGAGACGGUGGCAAGGAUCUGUGGCAAACUAGCGAGCGAGGACGACGAUGGCGGCGAUCAGGCGGUGGUGGUGGAGUCGCUUCGCGAGCUGCAGGACGUCCACAUGACCUUCGAGGCGCUGGAGGCCACCAAGAUAGGCCGCGCCGUCAAUACCCUGAGGAAGAGCGCGGCGUCGGAGCAGGCGCGCCGGCUCGCCGCCGCGCUCUACACGGGAUGGAAGGCUCUGGCCGACGAGCGGUUCAGGAGCAUCGUCAGGACGCAGCAGCAGCAGCAGCGGUCGAAGGCUGAUGAUGAGGGCAGCAACAAGCGUCGUUCCUCUUCGCCACCGCCGCUGCCAGUCGAUGCGAAGCAGUCGGCGGCUCGGCUCGACGGCCACCGCGAGAUCGCCUCGACAACAACAACCCUACUCGUAGAGGCGACGCCGGAGCUGGAGACGAAGCUUCCCCGCCAUGACGUGUUCGACAGCGCAGCGAUCAUCAAGAAGCCGAGGAGCUUAUUACCAGUGAUCAAUACCAAAGCGUCGGGAAAGUCGUCAGAGCAGCGCCGCGUGACCGUCGUCCGGCGUACGGCGGCGGCCCCGGACCCGGAGCCCGCGCCGGCGCCGGCGCCGUCGAACACAAGGCGAAACGGCGGCGGCUCCAACAACUCCAACCAGCAAGCCAACUGCGCGGCGACCGCAAGAAACCAUGGUACCAAUACUGCUGCCAAGCGUGUCUCGCCGUCGCCGACCAGCGCUACACCCUUGACGACCGCUAAGCCGCCGCCGCCGACGACGACUGCAUUGCCAAAGCGGCCCGGCGUCGUCGGUUCGUCGGGCGCUUGCAAGCGCAAAGCAGAGGCAACAACGACGGUUUACGACGAGGCGAGGCUGGAAAGGGCCAGGAUAAGGCUCCAGGAGGGGUACAAGGAGGCCUCCGCCGUCAAGGAGAAGAGGAAGACCAAGGAGAUCAACGCCAUUGAUGCACUGAGGAAGAAGGCGAGGCAGCAGCGUACUGCUCACCAUGUACAGCGGUGCACGGCUAUCCAACGAACAGGGAAGCAAGGUCCGGUGCCUUGUCCGCCCAGAAGGAUGAUGCCCAAGGCUUUUUGA